AUGAAAGAAAAACAAAAACUCGAUGAAACAGAGACGGAAGUCUUGAUGAAAGCAGUAAAGAUGAUUUUGAACCUAAGGAAAGAAAGAGCUGAGAUAAUCAAUAGAAGAAAGAUGCACCACGUUAAACUAAUUGAAAGGUCUUCAAAAUGCACAAAGGACCUUAAUCCACUAGCAACAGCAAUGUGUCUUUUGAACAAGAAAUACCCUAUAGUGGUAGAUGAGCAAAAAGCAAUGAAAUAUGGAAUGCCAACUGAUAUAUUCCCUCCAAAGACAAGUAACACACGCAGAGACAGCCAUAGAGAUGGGAAAAUAUUAGCAAAACUGUCCUCCAUCGAUUGGUGGAUAAGCCAUAGCCCUGUACCAAACAAUGAGGCAAUAAAAGUAAUAGAACUAUUACUGAGACAACAAAUAGAAGAAGUAAAAGCAUACUACUCAGUUAGAUGGGCCAGAACAACCAUAAAAUGGGGUCCUCCUGUCAUUCAACACCAAAUUGUUAGGACAAAGAACCCUAUCAUAGAUAUACCACCACACUUAAGAACACUGCUCUUAAAGAGAUUCUAUUUCCUGAUAUAA
This is a messenger RNA of Arctia plantaginis, 573 nucleotides long. NCBI's taxonomy places the organism in Eukaryota, Metazoa, Arthropoda, Insecta, Lepidoptera, Erebidae. The record is from the annotation of a GenBank genome assembly.